This is a messenger RNA of Closterium sp. Yama58-4, 5370 nucleotides long. The record is from the annotation of a GenBank genome assembly. NCBI's taxonomy places the organism in Eukaryota, Viridiplantae, Streptophyta, Zygnematophyceae, Desmidiales, Closteriaceae.
AUGGCGGAGACCGCCGCGUUGAGCCCCGACGCCAGGGCCAGGCUGCAUGCCGCGCGGCUGAGCGAACAGAUGUUGCUCGUUCACGACGAGGAAGACGACGACAGCGAACUCGGCGAAGAAAGUGUUAAGGAGAACGGUGAAGAAAGUGGUAACGAGAACGGCGAAGUUCGCCGUCGCAAGUUGGGGCGCGCAGCGAAGAAGCUCGGUUUGAAACCUCCGCUUUUGAAUUCGGGACCAAGUAUGGCGGAUGUUAAUAACACGUUCUUCCGGUGGGACUCGGUAACUCCGAACGCGUUUGUGGAUUGGCGCCAGACCAUGUACAUCUCGCCGAUACAGCGACAAUAUCAGUGCGGGAGCUGCUGGACGAUCGUGGCCGUCGAUUCCGUCUCGAUGAUGUGGGCGAUCAUCAACAACACGACGCCGCAGCUGCUGUCGCCGCAGCAGGUGUGCGACUGCGCGACGAAACAAUGCUGCAAGGGCGGCUGGCCGGACUGGGCCUUCUCCUACAUCCUCUUUAAUGGCGGCAUCGCGUCUCUCGACGAUUACCCCUACCUCGCAGAGGACAGCGUCGUCUGUAACGCGAACGCGUCGACGCCGCUCGCGGCGAAGAUCACGGGGUGGGAGCUCGUCCCGCCGUACAACGCCAUGGCGCUUAUGAAGGCCGUCAGCAUGCAGCCGACCGUCGCGUUUCUGUCCGGCAACGCGAACGAUUUCCAGUACUACUCGUCGCGCGGGAAGGUGAAGAUCUACGACGGGACGUGCACGACGGAUAUUAAUCACGCGGUGGUGGUGGUCGGGUAUAACUACACGGGGCCCGGAUUGGACGGCAGCUAUUGGAUCUUAAAGAACUCGUGGUUCAACACGUGGGGCGACGGCGGUUACAUGUACCUCGCGAUGACGCCCGACGUGCGCGGGAAAUGCGGGCUGCACGCCAUCCCUGCCAUGUACCCGGUUUACUAUGCAGGUCCCGAGCCCGUCAAGAUCGCCAACGGUCCCUACCGCCGCCAGGACGACGGGUACGACGGCAGGUGGUGGGCGCGCGGCUACACCGGCCCCAUCGACGCGUGCGCGAAUCUCAUCAACCCCUGCGGCGGCGGGCGCUGCUACACGCUGCGCGGGAUCGCGCGCUGCGACUGCCGCGGGCUGCCGAGCAUGGUGGAGGUGCUGUCGACGCCAACUGCCAAGUGCGUGCCGCGCUACCCGUGCACGAGCCGCGAGCUGUUCAACCCGUGCGGGAGCGGCGUGUGCCGGAACCCCGGCGACGGGACAUACACCUGCGAGUGCCCUGCGGGCUACGCCAUUGGAACAGCAUCGGACGGCACGAUCACCUGCGUGGGCGUGGGCACGACGGCGGCAGUGGGGCAGACAUACACGACCGUGCCGGGCGACUCGUGCACGGUGGUGGCGAGCGCGUAUAAGAUCUCCGUUAUCACUCUCGCUGACCUUAACCCGUUCCUCGACUGCUCGCUCGCAUUCAUUGCUCCUGGCAUGGUGCUACUCGUAUCCAAUACCUCCUCCACCGCCAGUGCCAGUACCUUUGUCUGCACAGCCACGUACACGGUGCAGACGGGGGACACGUGUCAGACGCUCGCCAACACCUAUUUUAACGGCGAUGUGACCGCACUCACCGCUGCCAACUCCCUCAUCUGCUCGCCUGGCCGCGCCGCGCUGCUGCCGCUGCAGCAGAUCUGCAUCGCCACUACCUCGCCCACCCCCCAGAUAACGGUGCCGCAGUGCGGGCAAACGUACACGUCAGUGGUUGGGGACACGUGCGACGCGAUCGCCACCAAAUACAACAUCGCGCUCAGCACUUUCAUGAGCCUCAACCCCGCGCUUUCCUGCGACUCUAACCUCAAGAUCGGACUCUACCUCUGUGUUGCACCCAAGACCCCUCUGACCACAGUCAACUGCACAGCAUGGUACACAGUGCUGCAGGGUGACAACUGCCCCAACAUCUGGAACGCAGCCAACCUCACAGAACCCCUUUUCCUCGCCAUCAACCCCGGCAUCAGGUGCCAAGCCCCCUACCUGCAAGUCGGUCAGAAGGUCUGCAUCAAGUCGCCGCUGCUCGCAACCCUCAUGGUUCAAACCAACACCAGCUACUCCAUCUACACCAUCCAGGAAGGCGACACCCUCGCUCUCAUCUCCUCAAAAUUCGUCACCCGCUGCACGACGGUCUCUGUCUCUCCUGUCAACAUCGCCGCGAAAAACAACAUUCUCGAAACCGACCCUCUCGUGGUCAACACGACGCUCAUCAUUCCCUGCGACUCCCGCGUCGGGAUUCUCGACUGCGGGUGCGCCGAGUCUCUCCCCGUGUGCGGCGCCGAUUUCGUCACGUACCCGUCAUACUGCGACGCGGUUUGCAACUACGCCAUGCCGGUGGUGCAAGACGGGGUGUGCACGGGGUGCAACGCCGCGUGCACGAAUCGCGCGGGGCCGGUGCUAGGGCCCUGGUACAGGUGUGGUUUCUCUGGAGUAGCCCUAAUUAACUCUUCCCAUGGCCCCUUGCUCGUUGCGCUGCGCUCAGUUUCCCAGCUUAAUUGCGCCGCUCUCGCCGCGACGGAGCCCGCCGAGGUUCUGACGCAAUUCGAAAUCGCGAUGAUGGAAACCCUUUCGAUGUCUGACGAGGAGCGCAUGCAGCUUAACGCAGCGCGACUUAGCCGAGCAAUGCUCCGCCAAAACGACGAUGACGUCGACGAAAAUGACGACGACGAUGCGAAUGACGUCGCCGGGGAGUCGCAUUCGCGGCGUCGCGAGCUGAAAGACGGCAAGGGGAAGCAGCUCGGUCUCAACCCGCCGCCUCUUAACUCGGGUCCGAGCAUGGCGGACGUCAAUGGGACGUUCUUCCGUUACGAUUCCGUCGUUCCCAAUGCCACCGUUGACUGGCGACUGACGAAAUACAUUUCGCCAAUCCAGCGCCAGUUCCAGUGCGCUAGCUGCUGGGUGAUCGCAGCCGUCGAUUCCAUCGCCAUGAUGUGGGCGAUCACGACCAGGAACACUCCCGCAGUGCUGUCGCCGCAGCAGGUGUGCGACUGCGCGACGAAGCAGUGCUGCCAGGGCGGCUGGCCUGACUGGGCCUUCUCAUACGUGCUCUUCAACGGCGGGAUUCAGUCCGUCGACGACUACAGCUAUAUCGCGCAGGAUAAUCAGAUGUGCAGCCUCAACGCGUCGAUUCCUUCUGCUGCUCAGAUUACCGGCUGGGAGCUUGUGCCGCCUUACAACGCCAUGGCUUUAAUGAAGGCCGUCAGCAUGCAGCCCGUGGUCGCCUUCCUUAGCGGCUCGUCCAAGGAUUUCCAGAUGUACACCUCGCGUGACAUGGUGAAGAUCUACGACGGGCUGUGCACGACGGAUAUCAAUCAUGCGGUUGUCGUCGUUGGUUUCAACUACACGGGCAGCACCAACGGCAGCUAUUGGAUCAUCAAGAACUCGUGGUUCGAAACGUGGGGCGACGACGGUUACAUGUAUCUCGCCAUGUCGCCAGACAUUCGCGGAAAAUGCGGGAUUCACGCAAUUCCGGCCAUGUACCCGGUGUACUACCCGUUCGGUCCUCAGCCCGUGAAGAUUUCCAACGGUCCGGUCAGUCGAAAAGACGACGGCGAUGACGGAAAGUGGUGGAACAAGGGUUACACCAUCAACUCCGACGCAUGCCAGAAACUCAUCAACCCAUGCGGACGCGGCACCUGUUACACCAAGAACGGAAUCGCACGCUGCGACUGCAGCGGGUUGACGAACUUUGUUGAAGUCUUGGGAGUGCCGACGGCGAAAUGUGUGCCUCGGUUUCCGUGCAACAAGACAAACAUCAACCCUUGCGGCGCUGGCACCUGCAGCAACCCUGGCGACGGCUCCUACGCCUGCUCUUGCCCUGUCGGCUAUGCCAUUGGAGCCGCAUCCGACGGCACACAGACGUGCGUGGGAGUGGCCACCACGUCAACUUCUUCUAUCACAUACACCACUGUUCCUGGCGACUCGUGCUCUGUUGUGGCUGGAGCGUUUGGCAUCAGCACCACCACCCUCGCUGCAUUGAACCCCUUCCUCAACUGCUCGCUCAUGUACAUCCCUCCUGGAUUCGCUAUUACCGUCUCCAAUGCAAGCACAUCCUCCUCACCCAUCUGCACCGCAACCUACAUCGUCAGUCCCACCGACAACUGCACCUCCCUCGCCAACACUUUUUUCGCGGGCAGCUUGUCGAACCUUCAGAAGGCCAACCCUCUCGUGUGCACGUCCAGCCGCCCGGUGUACCCGUCCCAGACGAUCUGCACGAGUGUAACGACUGCGGUUACCAGCGUGCCGGUGCCGCAGUGUGGGCAGACGUACUCCUCUGUGGCGGGCGAUACUUGCUCGUCUGUUGCGACCAAGUUCCUCAUUUCCCUCACCAACUUCACUGGGUUGAACCCUGGACUGUCGUGUUCCGGUUCGCUUCCCAUUGGCUCCUACCUUUGCGUGGCUCCUAAAACUGCUCUGACCACAGUCAACUGCACCACAUGGUACACGGUGCUGCAGGGGGACAACUGCCCCAACAUCUGGAACGCAGCCAACCUCACAGAGCAGACCUUCCUUGCCAUCAACCCCGGCAUCCGGUGCCAAGCCCCGUACCUGCAAGUGGGUCAGAAGGUCUGCAUCAGUGCGCCCGUACUCGCCACGCCUGUUGCCGCCUCCAACACAAGCUUCUCUAUCUACAAAGUCAAGGACGGCGACACGCUCGCUCUUAUCUCCGCCAAUUUCAUCAACCGCUGCAUCCCUGCCUCCGUCUCCCCCGCUGCAAUCGCCGCCGAAAACAACAUCCUAGAAACAUCGAUUCUCGUUACGGGCACCAACCUGAUCAUCCCGUGCGAUUCCCGCGUGGGGAUUAUCGACUGUCAGUGCGCCGCGUCACUCCCGGUCUGCGGAGCCGACUACGUGACCUACCCCUCGUAUUGCGAUGCGGUUUGCAACUACGCCGUGCCGCUGGCCCAGAAUGAUGUCUGCGCCGGCUGCAACGCCGCUUGCUUCGGCCGAACCGGGCUCGCGCCGCUCACUGGGUAUGGGUGCACGUGGUCGAUUUGCCCGUACCCCAACUGGAAGCCGUUGGACACGGAUUGCUCGCAAAUGCUUGGCGACGCCGCGGGCAAAUGCUGCAAUUUCCAAAUGACGACGUGUCAGAACUCGUGCACGGAUGUGAAGAACUCGCUUGGAGGGACGUCCACGCAGCAGACGACGAAUUACAACAAAUGCUACUCGCAGUGCAUGUGCUGCUCGAGGCUUCCCUGUGGUACGGCGGCGUGUGCGGCUCCCAGCUCAUGCUGGAAUGAUUCCCCUCGCAAGUGUACUUUUGCCAACAUGGCGUAUACUUGGAACUGUACGUGGUUCCCUCCAGCUUCACCGCUUCCUUAG